UGUCCUAAAAAGUGUCGGCCGUACCUUCACAUUUUGAUAACACAACUCCGAACAUGCGAUGAACUGUGCACAUUCGAUGGAAUUUUGUGUUGAAUGUUUUGAUUUCUAACCUGGAGUAUUGAUCUAUAAAAUAAAGAAAGAUCUAUUCAGAACGAUGAAUUCUUGUACCCAGUAACCCACACAAAGGUACACAUUUUUUGGAUGUUUCUCCAAUGACAGAAUUGGUCAUUUCGUUUGGUCAUCAAUCAGUACUCUGACAAUUAUCAAGAUUGAUAACUCUUGAAAAAAAAAAUUUACACCGUCAUGGGCAAACAACUCGUCUUCGUCUUGGGGUUCAUAUUGGCCCUGACGUCACCGGUGACGUCACAGAACCUGGAGGUGGAGUACAGCAUCCCCGAGGAGCGGCCCCAGAUGUACAUCGGCAACCUGCUGACCGACCUGGGCCGGGCUGUCCAGACACGCAACCUCCAGGAUCUGAGGUUCAACUUCAUGACGGCGGGGAACCCCCACGCCGCUUACCUGUGGCUCAACGCGACCAACGGGGACUUGAAAACUGCGUCCAGAAUCGACCGUGAGAGCGUGUGCCGCAACAUGAUCACGUGCGAGCUGCGCGUGCAGACGACCGUGCAGGAUGACCGGGGGACGUUCCUCAUCAUCGUGCUGGUCAAGGUCACCAUCACCGACAUCAACGACAACCCGCCCGUGUUCAACCCGUCAACCCAGACCCUGAAGAUCGCAGAGGACGCCCUGCCCGGGUACACCCAGAGCAUCCCUACGGCCACCGAUCUCGACAUGGGCCCUGGCAACUCUAUCGUCUCCUACACCCAAGUCGUGGGCUCCGCCCCUUUUACUCUAGUCGUCAACGGCAACUCUGCUUCGUCGUUCGAUCUCAAGCUUCGUCUGGACGAGCCCUUAGACCGGGAAACCGUCCCGUUCUACAAAGUCCUGAUCCAAGCUAUCGACGGCGGGACCCCUCGUCAAACCGGGACCUUGACCGUUAACAUCGACAUCGAUGACGUCAACGACAACGCCCCGGUGUUUGAGUUCGGGAAAUAUUCUUUCAAUGUGUCGGAGAGUUUGGGCGUCAACUCUGCCGUGGGGACGGUCCGGGCGACGGAUAAGGAUGUGGGACUGAACGGAGCCGUGAGGUAUACAGUGGACUCCUCGCAGACGGACCUGGAGGUGUUUCUGAUGUUUAGCAUGAAUCCGGAGAGUGGGGAGAUUCGAACCCUGCUGCCUCUGGAUAGCUACGCUGGGAGAACCUACAGACUGACCGUUAUAGCCCAGGACUCGGACAUCUCGCCCAAGAAGGACCGGACAGAGGUGGACAUUAGUGUCCUAGACACACAGAACAGCGAGCCGAAAAUUGUCCUCAAUGUCAUCGGUGGUUCUGGUUCAGGCACAGCCUACGUCUCAGAGGUUGUGGAGGUGGGGCGGGUGGUCGCCAUCUUGUCCGUCUCUGACCCAGAUUCCAACAUGACGGCCAACGGCCAGGUCACGUGUGCUCUAAACAGCCACCAGUUCCAGCUGCAGGCCAUGGACGUCAACCAGUACAAGGUCAUGCUGACCCGGAGACUGGACCGAGAGAACGUGGCCUAUCAUAAUAUAACAGUCGACUGCGCCGACGCUGGUACUCCGUCCCUCCACACGUCUGCGAAUUUCAAGGUCGAGGUCAUGGACGAUAACGACAACGCCCCCGUGUUCGAGUCCGCUUUCUACACAGCGGAAGUGACGGAGGGGUCCACGGAUGUAGAGAGAAGCCUUAUCCAAGUUCACGCCAUAGAUUUGGACGCCGGGGUCAACGCCCAGCUGAGCUACGAAGUUCAAGGUGACUCGGACUUUGGUGUCAACAGCGAGGGGUUCAUCUUCGUGGCCAACCCUAACGGGGUGGACAGGGAGGACAGGGUCAGGGGCGCCAAGCGGGAGCUGACCGUGGUGGCCGUGGACCACGGCACCCCGCCCCUCUCCGGGAGCACGACCGUGGUGCUCACCAUCCGGGACGUCAACGACAACCCGCCCGUCUUCUCGCAGACGGCGUACAGUCUGGAAGUGCCGGAGAACUCCGCGUACGAUCUGUCCAUCGGCAGGGUGUCGGCCACCGACGCCGACCGCGACACCAACGCCAUCUUUUAUUUCAAGAUGGCGCCCGGGUUCUCCAGCAAGGUGCCUUUUGAAAUCGGCCUUGACGGGAGUGUUCGGGUCGCCGGUGACCUUGACAGAGAGCGGACACCUAGUUAUAGUUUCAAGGUCAUCGCUUAUGACCUUGGUGAACCUGUAUCGCUGUCCUCCACGGUGAACGUCUCAGUUAAAAUCAAAGACGUGAACGACAACAGCCCAGUUUUUACGUUCCCUAAAGACGACAACAUCACCCUCUCAGUCCCACACACUCUGGGUUCGAAUACCGCCUUCGCCAAAGUCGAUGCCAGUGACGCCGACGAAGGUAAGAACGGCGCGUUGGAGUUCACGGCCGAAAGCGGAAACGGGACUCGGUUCUUCGACAUCGUCUCCGGCUCCGGUCAAGUCGUGUUAAUCCGACCUUUGUCCGUCAACGAAAUCGGGCUCCACGUCAUCAAUAUCGUUGCUCACGAUUUAGGCUACCCCUCCGAAAUGUCCACGCAAGCCGUGCUCCACAUUUUAGUCUACGAAGGCAACGCCACUGUAUCCGCGCAAGACAAUGGACUCGGUUUCAGGAACAUUGUUGUCGUGGCGAUCCUGGUCGUGGUGACGGUGGUUCUGUCCCUCAUCAUCAUGCUGACCAUCAUCCUCAUCAGAAGAGUGGACAAACAGCGGCGGCUCUACCACGCCAAAGUCGAAGAAACGAAAGUGGAGGCGAAUCUCAAAGACAUGUUCCAGUGCCCCACUGAGGAGACGGAAAUCCCUAGCGGCGCGCCUGACCUGACUGGGGAUAUUAAAGACGGCGGCAAGAAGAAAAAGGAAGUGAGUUUCUCUUUGGAUGAGGACAACAACAUCAACCACCCACCAACGUUGACGACAUUCAGCCCCGCCCCCACAGACAAGUAUGACCUGAUCCCAGAGAAAGACAGAGGAAACAUCAAAUGUGACCCGUUGUCUAGCAACCAUUACCAGGCCGACAGACAGGCCAAGGCCGUCUCAAAGAAGGACAUCAGCAACUUCAACUUCCAUCAGGUGCACCCGACUGUCGGCACCACCUUCAAAAACCGACAGAACAACAUGUCAGCUCACAAUCACGAUGACAACCUGAGUGACGUCAGUGCUGAUGUCAGUACCAGUGACAGUGGCAGGGGCGGAAGUGACGUGGAGCUACAGAGUGGGACGUCUAAAGAUUCAGGUGACCUGUCCUUCACCAACCAAAGGUGUCUCAGCCCCCACAACAACCUCAACACACCUGUCGGCUACGGGGCAAGCGCCGGCUGCGGAUUAAAAAACUCGAGCUCCGCGCAGUUCCAGAACAUUCACCCGGACCCAAAGCCCGGCCCCACAUUCCAGUCACACAAGGCUCACCUCGGGGCGGGGGGCCGUGCACCCCUGGGCUCGCGCCCGUCCCACCCCGCGGGAUCGUCCUACCCCCACGCGGCUCAACAGUACAACCCAAACAUUUUCUCUGACAAAAGCGGAAGCUACCUGAAACUAACCAACGAAGCCAACGGUCGUCCAAACCUCCCAACCAAUGGGAGCAGCCGUCUCAUGAUUUCAGCCAAUCGUAGCGGGGAGUACAUGGACAUGUCGGGUAUGCGACCCUACAUGGCGCCGAGGCCAGGGUCAGAUAACUCUUGCAUGGACUCUACCAACAACUGGGAUGCGGACACGACCACUUCCGGUAGCUACACGGUCGACCCACAAGAGCUGUGUGAAGAGAUCGAUAAAUUAUUUUUCGAACAAAUCAAAGACGUUGUAGUGUGAACAAAAAUCGAUAAUAUAUAUAUAUUUUUUUAAACAAUUCAACGAUGUCGUAACAAAGAUGUUGAUAUGUUGUUUUCAAACAAUAACAUUGUGUGUCACGUGACCGGGCACCUCAAAGGUCAACUCCAGUGAGUUUGGACACAGCCGUGUGUCACGAGCUGUUGUGAACUCGAUGUGUUAGCUGACGCCCACUAGUACACGGCUCACUAGUUGCGUCAUCAGAGCGAAUCCACAACGAAAGAUAAAAUAAUUCGUAUACCAGAGAAUAACAUAACACAACCAGGACGAAAUAAUUUUCAAAAUGUUGACAAUGGAAACUCACCUAAUCAUGUUUUGAAUUUUGUCUUCGUGACAAAUACUGGCAAGUAUAAAUUCAAUUUAGUUGUACAAUUUAUGCAGUUUAAAAUCGAGAGAACCAUUCGAAGUUUGGUUCGUUUAUACUUGCACAAGAACUGCGCCCAUUCUGGUGUGUGGUUUGUAUAGUAUACAUUCAACAUUGUAUUGUAUACUUUCAACCUUCUAUUGUAUACUUUCAUCCGUGCGAUGGUCGAGCUAAUAUUCGUUACUUUACUACCAGUUUUAUACUGCUGGCAACUACUGAACAACGCAAGUCAUUAACCUUGACAUUGAUGGUGUUACGGUCACAACCUCCAUGAACAACCCAUCUCCAAGUCUACCAAACCACAGAUAGAAAAAAGAAAUCAUAAAAUUCUUUACGAAAUGGCCAAUCCCGUACAUAACUUAGGCCUACAUGAUUACAUCUGUCAUUAUUUUGACAAUGUAUUCUACUGUCUACAAAUGUAGGACUUUACAAUCAGAUAAUAUGAGUUAAACAAUCAAGCCGUUAUAUUGGGGUAUAACGGUUUAGGUCAAAAGAAUUAUUUUUUAUAACCUCCCCCACCUUUCUAAGUAUUACAAAACGAAAUCUUGUGUUACUGUUAAGGUAUUACGAUUGUAUAUAAUCACAUGGUCACCGUGUAAAUAUGUAUCAUACACUUUACCGAAGUAAAAAUGAAAAUGUCAGUGAAAUGCCAAUGAUAGUAUGUAUGUAAUUGUAAGUAUAGCAUAGUUUAUCUGCUGUUAUGAAUGGGAAUGUAUGUAUGUAAAUAUUGAGAAAAAUUUGUGUAACUGUAUAAUCCUUGCUGGAUAGGAGCGUGGCUGUAUAAUUCAUUGGAUAAUGCGUAUAAAUUAACAAUCCAUUGAAUUCUGAGUUGUCUCAU
Messenger RNA from Physella acuta, 5102 nucleotides. RefSeq names its product protocadherin alpha-6-like. Gene Ontology annotation, molecular function: calcium ion binding. Gene Ontology annotation, biological process: homophilic cell-cell adhesion. The record is from RefSeq and is a predicted model, not a curated record. NCBI's taxonomy places the organism in Eukaryota, Metazoa, Mollusca, Gastropoda, Physidae. Gene Ontology annotation, cellular component: plasma membrane.